Messenger RNA from Musa acuminata AAA Group (dessert banana), 3423 nucleotides. Its product is annotated as DNA (cytosine-5)-methyltransferase DRM2-like. The record is from RefSeq and is a predicted model, not a curated record. Gene Ontology annotation, cellular component: nucleus. The transcript is spliced from 9 exons. Bases 168 to 1856 code for a protein of 562 amino acids. Gene Ontology annotation, molecular function: DNA (cytosine-5-)-methyltransferase activity. NCBI's taxonomy places the organism in Eukaryota, Viridiplantae, Streptophyta, Magnoliopsida, Zingiberales, Musaceae.
UUAGCUGGGGCCUUCUCUCUCUCUCUCUCUCUCUCGGUUCUGUUUCCCACUUGUCAUUGUCUUCUGAUUUCCGAUUCGAUUGGGUCCGUCCGCCGAGGAGUAUUUUUAUUUGAAGAAUUUUUCCUUCAAUUUUCUCUUUGACCGAAUCUUCAGUUGUUCGAUCGGAAAUGGACUGGACGAGUGAUAACGAAGUUAACGAGGAGUUCGAGUGGGACAGCGACGACGAGCCGACGGCUGCAGCGAAUCCUCCUACUCUGCCUUCUGAAGACAUUCUUGGUCCAUCCAACAAGGCUUGUGAUGCUGGUCCUUCUCGCCCUGCGCUGGCUUCUCACUUUAUGGGGAUGGGAUUUUCUGAAGAUAUGGUGUUGAAAGCCAUCAAGGAAAACGGAGAAGGAGAUUCUGAAGCUAUACUAGAAACACUGCUUACAUAUGCGGCUAUAGAAAAAUCACCUGGAAAGCUUGAUCAUUCUCCUAGUGAUUGUUCUUUAGCAAGCUGGGGAAACAACUUGGAUGAUGAUGAUGAUCUAUGUGAUGUUGAUGACUUUGAAGAUGAGGAGUUCAAUAUGGAUCUUUCUGCAGAAGAUAAGAAGUUGUUGACCCUAGUGGAGAUGGGGUUUUCCACCAAAGAGGCAUCUGCAGCCAUUCAUAGAUGUGGUCCAAAUUCUUCUAUUUUGGAGCUAGCAGAUUCCAUACAUGCUGCUGAGAUAGCGGAAAAUUUUGAGAGUCAUUUGGAAGAAUCAACUUACACCAAAGAUGAGCCUGGAAAUUAUAUUUAUGAUUGUUCAAGAGGUAAGAAAAGGGGGCUUGCAGAGGAAACAAGCAGCAAAAAAAGACGUUUUUUAACUGAGAAUGAGUCUUCUAUGAUCUCUAUUCCCAAGCCAAUGGUUGGAUAUGGCAUUCCAAAUCAAAGAAUGCCUAAAAUAUGCAGAAAGCUACCUGAGUCAGCCAUUGGUCCACCAUAUUUUUACUAUGAGAAUGUGGCCCUGGCACCAAAAGGAGUGUGGGAAACUAUCUCACGCUUCUUAUAUGACAUUGAGCCAGAAUUUGUGGAUUCAAAGUACUUCUGUGCUGCUGCAAGGAAAAGGGCGUAUGUUCACAACCUCCCCAUCCAUGACAGAUUUCCUCUUCUUCCGAUUCCUCCUAAAACCAUCCAUGAAGCACUCCCAUUAACAAGAAAGUGGUGGCCUUCCUGGGAUACCAGGACACAGUUUAACUGCUUGCAAACUUGCAUUGCUAGUGCAAAACUAACAGAGAGAAUCAGGAAAGAGCUUGAAAAUUAUGAUGACAUACCAUCUUUAAAGACACAACAGUAUGUUCUUAAUGAAUGUCGAAAAUGGAAUUUAGUUUGGGUGGGACGACAUAAAGUUGCUCCACUAGAACCAGAUGAAAUUGAAAUGCUUCUAGGAUUUCCUAGAGAUCACACAAGAGGGGGUGGUAUUAGCAGGACUGAAAGAUACCGAUCUCUUGGGAAUUCAUUUCAAGUAGAUACAGUGGCUUACCAUUUGUCAGUUCUGAAGGAUAUGUUUCCAAAUGGUAUAACACUUCUCUCACUGUUUUCCGGUAUUGGGGGAGCUGAAGUUGCUCUCCACCGGUUGGGAAUACAUCUGAAGACGGUUGUUUCUGUGGAAAUUUCAGAAGUAAAUAGAAAUUUACUAAAAAGUUGGUGGGAGCAGACAAACCAAACAGGGACUUUGAUUGAGCUUGUUGAUGUCCAACAGCUUAGCAGUGAUAAGAUUGAGCAGUUGAUCAGCACUUUUGGUGGUUUUGAUUUGGUAGUUGGUGGCAGUCCUUGUAAUAACCUCACAGGAAGCAACCGUCACCAUCGAGAUGGGCUUGAGGAUUUGAACUCAGCAUAAACUGGAUCAAUAUUGUCAUGGAGUAUCAGUCACAGGAUCCUUAUAGUAAAGAAUUUUCCAGUGGACUGAGGAAGGAAGCUUGUGAUUAGAAUGACACAAAAAGUUGCUAUUGUUGCAACAAUAUAUCAGUAUAUAAUGGGAUAGGAUGUUGCUGGUGCAAGGUGAAUAUUUUUAUAUUGUUAUAGCUGUUCAACAUGAGCAUGGGAUGUGUAGUGCUCAGAGAAAAAAAAAAAAGAGAUCACAACUUCCAAUGAGGAUGGCAAACGUUUAAAAAGGCAACGGUUUAUAAGAAUGAUUUCUCAUGUGUUUAGAAAUUUGUAUAACAGAAUUAUUUCCACUUUUAUCUAACAUUAUUAACUGUGCAGGUUUACAUCUGUGUAUGUACUGGUGUUGCAUUUCCACUUUUAUUUGACAUUAUUGAUGGUUUUACUAUAAGUUUUGUUCUCUAAUCUACUCACGGUUGUCAUAUGGGGAUCAUUGUCUUUAAAUGGUAGUUUGAACUUGCAGAAUGUUAACAGAAAGGGUUUUAUGGUUGAGAUUGUCUAGAUAUUAGAAGAAUGCUGAAGAAGCUUAUAAUUAUGUUAUGCAAAAGCCUGUUGUAGAGUGCAUGUUUUCGUUGUUUCUUGUGUCUAUUCUUUCAGGGUUUUUCUUGAUUGCAAAAUUUAUCAGAUUUGUCCCGGUGAGGCCUGAAGAACCAUGAAAAGAUAAUUCAUAACCAGACUUAGGUCUCAGCAGCUGGCAAGCAAGCCAUGUCAUAUAUAGAUGGGCAGUUGACACCCUAAAUGGUGGCAAUUGAGAGAACCUAAGCCCCAGUGAACAUUUAAGACACUGCCUAUCUGUAUUUGUUUUGGCCCAUCUUUUGGCUUUAUUUGAGCAAUGACUUCAUAAUUCAAUUUACAUUUUUCUUGCUCUAGUUUCCAAUUUAUACCAUCAACAAAAUAUUAUACUUGUCAUAUGUUGGAAUGCAUGUUUAGCUCUCAGAUUUGGUGUGAUGAAUGACAUCAAAUCUGCAUCUAUGCUUUUCAUUCAUGAACUGUAUUCUAUGUCUGAAAUUAAUAUUUUGUUUGGGUUCUAGCUCCCAUGUUGUUGUCAGAAUUCUCAGUCAUUUCAAUAUUUGUUAUAUUUCAUCUUGACAUACUGAAUAUAUGCAAAAAGUCAGUCCUACAUAUGUACACUUAACUGCAAUUAUAUUUUAAUCAUAAGUUUCAUCUCCAGAUAUUCCUCUUACAUUUCUUAUAGUUGUUAAUGCAUCUGCAAUGGAAAGAUAGAUAUAUUCUAGAGCUAUGUUCACCAGAUUCCUUUUCCCUGCCCUGCCCUAGAAUAUGUAGUUUCUUGAUUCUGGUACUACGAGAAAGUUCCAAGUCUCAGGACAUCACAAGCCUAUCUGACCACCUGAAUAAGCAAAUUAGAGACUUAAAAUCAUCGAUUUUAAGACCAAGUUAUCUGAUUGCUUAAUUCUCUGAUUACGCAGAUUGAGACAUGCUUAGCCUCCAAUUGCUUUGUGAUUUUGCAUCUGCUAUUUUCCUGUAGAACUGUGUUUAAAAUGUUUGCUACUAAUCAAAAUCAC